This is a messenger RNA of Sinocyclocheilus grahami, 3142 nucleotides long. It is a transcript of the gene fam120b, whose product is annotated as family with sequence similarity 120 member B. The record is from RefSeq and is a predicted model, not a curated record. The coding region runs from base 178 to 1737 and encodes 519 amino acids. Gene Ontology annotation, cellular component: nucleus. The transcript is spliced from 9 exons. NCBI's taxonomy places the organism in Eukaryota, Metazoa, Chordata, Actinopteri, Cypriniformes, Cyprinidae.
AGGAAGUGAGCGCUACAUUGUAAACAUCAGCGGUUUCGGCUACUGUAGCAGCCGUGCAGCUCUGAGCGAGAGAGCGCUUAAACGCUCACUAACCCGAGUAUUCUAGUUAAACUAUGCGUGACAUCCCACCCUUCAAGUAAUGCAUGAACUUGCAGAUGAGCUUUCACACAGCUGAAGAUGGGUGUGAAGGGCUUACAGUACUUUAUGGAGGGAUGUUGCCCAGACUCUUGUGUGCCAGUGGACCUGAAACAGAUGGCAGUCGAUCAUGUCAAAGCCCAUCCGGACAGUGCCGCCACAGUAGUAGUGGACGGAAUGGCCUGUUUAAGAUACUGGUAUCGCUGUCAAGCCUGGGUCCAUGGCGGUCAGUGGCAAGAGUAUAUGCAUAUCCUUCAAGAAUUCCUGGAUGCGUUCACGGCUGCAGACAUACGUUUAGUCUUUUUCUUCGACGGAACGGUCGAGGAACAAAAGCGGGCAGAGUGGGUGAAGAGGCGGCUGAGAGUCAACCAAGACAUCGCGAGAAUAUUUCAGCACAUUAAGACUCACGGUCAGCAGCCGAACAGCAGAGACCUUUUCUGCCUUCCCUCCGGACUCGCAACCUUCUCCAGAUUUGCCCUCAAAAGCCUCGGCCAGGAAUCACGGUGCUCUGUUCGCGAAGGAGAUUAUGAGAUUUCCGACUACGCUUUGUCUCACAACUGCAUGGGCAUCCUUGGUCAAGAUACAGACUUUGUUAUCUACAACACAGUUCCAUACCUGUCCAUCAAUAAACUCAAUUUAAACAACAUGACAACAGUGCUGUUCUCCAGAGAGCGGUUAUGCCAUGUUUUGAAGCUUCAUAUGACUGACCUCCCUCUCUUGGCCUGUCUGUUGGGCAAUGACGUCGUGCCUGAGCAGCAAAUGGAGCGUCUCCGCAACAGUGCUUUGGCGUCAUACCGAAUGAAACACAAGCAAGUUCAGGGAGACAAGGUCUAUGCUGUUGCAGACUUCAUUAGCGUUCAUCAUCCCAGCAGUGAGGGAACAUUUGGAGUUUCCUCCCUUUCGUUAGUUGAAGCAGAGAAAGAAGCUUUAGAAAAAGGCAUACGCUUGUAUUUACUUACAGGACAAAUGUCCCCUUGGUUAGAAAGCAGCCGUGCCUUUCCUGAGUCUGUGUGUUUGAUGGGCAAUUAUGUACCUGGUGACAUAUUACAGGCAGCGAUGGAAAAGCACACACAGGCAGAGUGUUUCCUGGUCUAUAAUGUGUUAUAUGAUGGGGUCGUGGAGUGCAGUAACACGUUGGAAGAUGAGGAUGAGGUGGAGUUACCCCCGCAGGCCGUCUUAUAUCUUCCUGUCCGAGAACGCAUCUAUGGCCUUUUACUGCCAGUGCAGCCAGGUUGUUCUGGUCACACUGUGUCUGUCAAAGAAUGGUUCGUCUUUCCAGGAAAUCCACUUAAGGAGCCAAACAGAGUCACUCCAAAACCCCUCAACCAUCUAAAAGGGCCCCCUGAUCUGAUGGCUCUGUGGUUUAGGACGGACCCAGAAGUGAAAGCAGUCCAAGCAUCAACACUCCUGGAUGUGUUUGACCUGUAUGAGUUUACUGAAGAGCUGAAGCAGUUUGACAGCCCUUUGAUUGCUGUGAUUUGUCUUGUAACCUACAUCACCAUUCAGACGAGACAGCUUUCCCUGGAAGACGUAGAUGCAUAUCUAAGCCAAGCUGUUUGUGUCAGAUUCAAAUCCUUCAGAGAAAUGCAACAGCUCAGGUGAGACCCAUGGAGGCUGAUGAUCUGCUUCGAGAAAGACGACCCCAGCUCCAUCACAGCACACGGCAGGAGUUCAGACAGCAGCCCAGAGCUUCAGCACACUACCAGCAGGGUUAUAGACCAAGACAUCCGAAGAGAGGAAGGUAUCGCCUCGCACCUCGAUGGCCCCAGUCUCAAAACUAAACAACACUGCCUGAUGAGAAAUGAAUUACUAGGCUCUUGUGGAAACAAUUGUCACCCACAGAACAAAGCAGAAGAAUGAACUGCAUUCUCAGAUGUGAAUGUUCAUGGCCAUGUUCUUGCGUGCCUUCAUUUAGAUUCUGCCCUUUUGUUUUGACUGCAGAUGUUUGUGACAGAUGAUUCUGCAGUAUCAGUAAAAAUCACUUAAAAACAACAAAUUGUACAUGAAUGUGCAUUUUUACCAGGCAGAUUGGACAAACCCUCCCAUUCUGUGUUCAGUGAUAUCAUUGAAAGGCCUCAGAAUUAUAUCUUAUAGUGAGAUUACAGUCUUUUUUUCCCCCUUCCAUGUGGAUGAUAUGAAUCAGUGACCAAAAUGGAAGCUUCCUAAACUGUGUGCCAAACCCAUUCAUUCUGCUCAGACCCUAAUUAGUCUCAGAUGAUCUCUUACCUUUCAACUGCUGGUUUGGCGUUGACUCCAGUUGUUUGCAAUUACAAAGCUUAUUUGUCUUCCUCAACACAUUCAGAUUCUAGAUUUUCAAGCAGCCAUUCUUUAAAAAAUUGUUAAGGAUAAUGUGCGUGUCAUUUCAUCAAAAGUCGCGGUUGUGGUUCUGGCAUAUCGUGACCAAAAUGCACUUUUUUGGGGAUUGCAUUUUCAUUUUCAUCUUCGGCCAAAGUAAAAACACCAUUGUGAUACUUGUGAUUUAUUGAUCUGAUUAUGAUGAAACUGUCCCAAUACAAAAAUUCUGUGAAUUAAUUUAUUACUAUCCAGAUAAUUAGCUUUUUUUGGUGUGUCCCUCUCUUUGCCCAUAAGGCUGUGAAACAGUGCCUCUGCUAGGUAUUGUUAAACACCCCAGAGCGGAAAUAGGAUAUGGAGAAAGUUCCACAGCUUAAGUGCUUAAAGCACAGCUCUUCCCCUUAUCUACAGAGAAUGAAAGCCACAGGAAUGAAAACAGUACUAGACAAACACGUGAACCGACUAGGCAUGGCUAGAGCAUAUAAGCACAGCAGGAAAAGGAGGCGACAGAUUUACUCAUGCGAAACGAAGAUCAGAUUGACGAACCUUUGGCAGUUGAAAAGUGUUUGAAAUCGACAAUAGGGGAUCAUUGAAAACCAUGAAACCAUCAUUGCCAUCCAUUUGGAAAUCACAUAGGAGUCUGAAUGGAUGAGAAUAACUGAAAAUGUGUAGAAAAUAUGAACAGUGACUGGUAGGUAAAAGAAAUGUUUCUUGA